Messenger RNA from Symbiodinium sp. CCMP2592, 292 nucleotides. Lineage: Eukaryota; Dinophyceae; Suessiales; Symbiodiniaceae. The record is from the annotation of a GenBank genome assembly.
GAGCAGAUGGCGAUGUUCGACAACGAGUUUUUCAACCUUUCCGCAGACGAGGUGAAGUUUCUGGAUCCGGUCCAGCGGAACUGUCUGGAAGUGGGUUACGACUGCCUUUUUCGAGCCGGCUGGACCAAAGAGUCGUUGCGGGGCGCAGAGAUGUGCACCUCCUACGGCUAUGCGUCCUCGGAGUACUCGAACAUGGCCUUACGAGGUCAGUUUGGCUAUGACCAGAAUGUGGUGUACCAAAAUGCGCCCGCAGCUUGUGCCUCACGCAUGCAUUUCGUCUUCGGCAUGCGAG